GUCCCGUCAAAUCAGCAACCUGUGCCAACCAAUGACUACUAUUCAAGGUAUGAUAUGGACAGGAGGCCAGAGAAUGGCGGGAUAUCACCUCGUUUUGCACGCAAGUUUACCCCUUCACCUUCAACCCCAAGUGGAGACAACACGGAGAGACAGUUUUUACGAGUGUUACAGAAGGUAAACGUUUUUUUUUUUUGUUUCCUUUCUUAUAGACAUUAAGUUGAAAAAAAACACCUUGAGACUAAUAAUAAGACUAAGAUUAUAAGGAGAAGAAAAAUGUGAGGUCAAAGAAAGAAGAGGAGAAAGCGUGAGGUUCAGGCAGAAGAAGAGGCUGAGAAUAAGUAUAGGAGUGAAAGGAAAAAAUGCGGCAAUAUAAUAACUAGUUAAAAACACUGUUGCCCCCAUUGAUAUGAUGAAUUAUUGGUGAUCAGACGAAGUAUUUCUUUCUUGGGAACGGCUAACACAGCUGAAUGUUUAUCACAGGUCUACCAAACCAUUGAGAAGAACGAGAUGCGGCUGGAGGACCAGGACAGGAAAGAGGCCAUCAAAGUGGAGUGGCAGCAGCUGGCCCUCAUCAUCGACCGACUGCUCCUGCUCAUCUUCGUCGUCGUCACCAUCGGCAUCACCCUCGCCCUCAUCCUGCCGGGCUACUACGCACAAAUGAAAGACAUCAAAUGA
Molecule: messenger RNA, 675 nt
Organism: Lymnaea stagnalis (great pond snail)
Lineage: Eukaryota; Metazoa; Mollusca; Gastropoda; Lymnaeidae
Source: the annotation of a GenBank genome assembly